GUAUUUCCCUUGCUUUGCUUUCUCUUCUCGACCAUCCCCACCUUAUCUCAUCAAAACACCUUGGUUUGUAAUGAAACUGAGAAACGUGCCCUUCUAAGCUUCAAACAUGCUCUCUCGGAUCCUGGACAUUGCCUUUCAUCUUGGUUUUCUCAGGAAGACUGUUGUGGAUGGAAUGGAGUCUAUUGUCACAACAUCACUGGUAGAGUUAUCAAGCUCGAUUUGAAGAAUCCUCAUGGUUAUAAUUUCUCAUUGGGGGGCAAGGUUAGUCCUGCGUUGCUUCAAUUAGAAUUUUUGAAUUACUUGGACUUGAGCCAAAAUGAUUUUGGAGGUACUCCAAUUCCAAGUUUCCUAGGUUCCAUGCAGAGUUUAACAUACCUUGACCUCCACCAUGCUUCAUUUGGUGGACUAAUCCCUCCCCAGCUUGGAAAUCUUUCCAAUCUUCAACACCUCAGUUUAGGAGGUGGUGAUUCCCUCUACGAACCACAACUUUAUGUUGAGAACCUUGGUUGGAUUUCUCAUCUUUCUUCUUUGGAAUACCUGUUCAUGUAUAAGGUUGACCUUCAAAGGGAAGUUCAUUGGCUUGAAUCUACAUCUAUGCUAUCUUCCCUUUCCGAGUUAUACUUGUUUGCAUGUGAACUCAAUAACAUGAGUCCAUCUCUUGGGUAUGUCAAUUUUACAUCUCUCACUGUCCUUGCUCUUCCCGGGAAUAAUUUCAAUCAUGAGAUACCCAAUUGGCUAUUUAAUCUCAGCACUAGUCAUAUACCUCUAAAUGGUUUAGAUUUAUCAAACAAUCAGUUGACAGGGCAAAUACCAGAGUAUUUAGGAAACUUAUCAUCCUUGACGUCUUUAUCUCUUAAUCGAAAUAGGUUAAAUGGACCUCUUCCAAGCAGUCUGGGGCUUCUUUCAAAUUUGGAGGAUUUAGUUAUUGGAAAUAACUCCUUAGAAGGCACAAUAUCAGAAGUUCAUUUUAAUAAACUCUCAAAAUUGAAGUACUUAGACAUGUCCUCAACAUCUCUUAUUUUCAAAGUCAAGUCCAAUUGGGUUCCUCCUUUUCAACUUGAACGUAUGUGGAUGAGUUCCUGCCAGAUGGGCCCCAAUUUUCCCACGUGGCUAGAAACUCAAACAUCUCUUCAGUAUCUAGACAUUUCCAAGUCAGGAAUUGUGGACAUAGCUCCAAAAUGGUUCUGGAAGUGGGCUUCACAUAUUGAUAGACAACUGAUCGACCUCUCAGAUAACCAGAUAUCUGGGAAUUUAUCUGGAGUUCUGCUAAAUAAUCCUUACAUUGAUUUAAGCUCUAAUUGCUUCAUGGGUGAGUUACCACGAUUGUCUCCACAAGUUUCUAGAUUGAACAUGGCUAACAACUCAUUUUCGGGACCAAUUUCCCCUUUCUUGUGCCAAAAAUUGAAUGGAAAAAGUAAUCUCGAGAUAUUGGACAUGUCAACAAACAAUUUAUCAGGGGAGCUUUCUCAUUGUUGGGCGUAUUGGCAAUCUCUGACUCGUUUGAACUUAGGAAACAAUAAUCUUUCAGGUAAAAUUCCCGACUCCAUGGGCUCUUUGUUUGAACUUAAAGCAUUGCACUUGCAUAAUAAUAGCUUAUCUGGAGAUAUACCACCUUCACUGCGAAACUGCACAUCCUUGGGGCUCUUGGAUUUAGGUGGUAACAAACUUUCAGGAAAUUUACCAAGCUGGAUGGGAGAGAGGACGACUCUGAGGGCUCUCAGUUUAAGAUCAAACAAAUUAAUUGGCAAUAUUCCUCCACAAAUAUGCCAGCUUUCUUCUCUUAUAAUAUUGGAUGUCGCCAAUAAUAGCCUAUCUGGAACCAUACCAAAGUGUUUCAAUAAUUUCAGUUUAAUGGCAACAAUAGGCACUGAAGAUUAUGCCUUUUUUGUUUUAGACUACUUCGACUUGUAUGUAGAGAAUCUUAUGUUGGUCAUCAAAGGGAGGGAAUCAGUGUACAACAGCAUUCUAAAAUUCGUUCGGAGCAUUGAUCUUUCAAGUAAUGGUUUGUCAGGAUCAAUCCCUACCGAAAUCUCAAGUCUUUAUGGAUUGGAAUUUUUGAACUUAUCUUGCAAUAAUUUGAUGGGAAGCAUACCGGUGAAAAUGGGACGCAUGAAGGCCUUAGAAUCUCUGGAUCUCUCGAGAAACCAUCUCUCAGGUGAAAUUCCUCAAAGCAUGAAGAAUUUAUCAUUUCUUAGUCACUUGAAUCUAUCAUACAACAAUUUUUCGGGAAGAAUUCCAUCAAGCACACAACUUCAAAGCUUUGAUGCAAUUAGCUACAUUGGCAAUGCUGAGCUUUGUGGAGCCCCUCUGACAAAAAAUUGCACAGAAGAUGAAGACUUUCAAGGUGUAGACGUGAUUGAUGAAAAUGAAGACGGCUCUGAAAUCCCAUGGUUCUACAUUGGCAUGGGACUUGGGUUCAUUGUAGGCUUUUGGGGAGUCUGUGGUGCUCUUUUAUUCAAGAAAGCUUGGAGGCAUGCUUAUUUCCAAUUUCUUUACCGUGUUAAAGACUGGGUGUAUGUGGCCAUUGCGAUAAGGUUGAACCGGCUCCAGAAUAAUUUGAGGGUGCCCCGGAUGUAGAAAGAAAUGAGUGAUGUGGGGGAUAGGAAGGAUUCUUGUUAAUUUAGUUUAUAUUUGGCCUUGGAGCCUUUGUUUAGACACAUUGAUUUGGAUCAUGUAUUAUGUUUUUAAUUGUCAAGUUAAUUUGAACGGAAUUAUUUUUUCAUAAUUAUGUGAAACAGGAACAAUAGUUUUAGCUCUA
This is a messenger RNA of Vitis riparia (riverbank grape), 2758 nucleotides long. Its product is annotated as receptor-like protein EIX1. The record is from RefSeq and is a predicted model, not a curated record. The transcript has 2 exons. Gene Ontology annotation, molecular function: protein binding. NCBI's taxonomy places the organism in Eukaryota, Viridiplantae, Streptophyta, Magnoliopsida, Vitales, Vitaceae. The coding region runs from base 358 to 2577 and encodes 739 amino acids.